GAAAAGAACGAGGUGUUGGUGUUUCUUCGCGCUGCCAUCGGUGGCUUCCUCAAAGGCCCGGAUCGGCAGCUUGCUCAAGUCCUUCUUGUGCGUCGGCUGGUUAUGCGCGGUCUAGCCAUUCACCACGCCGGCAUGUUGCCACUGUUGAAGGAGGUACGCUACACCUACUGUGCUACUUCGUCCGCUUUCCGCAGUUAUGCCUUACUGACUGUUUCGAAUAGCUUGCACCCUUUGGCGACUCUGUAUCCAAUCGUAACGCUUCAGUAUCCACGCCUAUCCUAUCCGGACCCGAUACAGCGGUCUUCAUUCACACAGUUAAAGGUGGUGGAAAUUUUGUUCCAGCGCGGUCUUGUUCGAGUCCUCUUUGCCACUGAGACUUUCGCCAUGGGCGUGAACAUGCCGGCUCGUUGCGUCGUCUUCACUUCAAUCCAAAAGCAUGACGGAAAUCGGAAGCGUCCCCUCACUGCAGGAGAAUUUACCCAAAUGGCUGGUCGAGCUGGUCGGAGAGGUCUGGAUUCAACUGGCACCGUAAUCAUAGUUGCCAACAACAUUGAACCUGGUAUCAUGCCCAUAGAGGCCACACUCACACAGAUGCUGCUGGGUAAGCCUACAAAGCUGCAGUCUCAGUUCAAAAUCACCUACUCCAUGAUCCUCUACCUACAUCGAGGCAAUCUCCAGACGCCACAAGAGCUGAUUCGUCAAAGCUUCAUGCAUGCCUCUGAACUCCGCCUGGAACUCUCCUGGAAACGCCAGAUGGAGCAGUUGCGGGAGACUGUGCAUUCGACCACCGUGCACACGCCGACUGGUCCGACCGCCAUACCCUCCUCUAGUAAACUUCCCAUGCGGACGCCAGACUCCACUGAUGCUUCACUGACCUCCUACGACCGAGUCAAGUGUCCCGCAUUCCCGCCAGACUCUCACGCAGCGGGCGACGCGGCCUGCGUUGAAGGCAUAGCUAAAUAUUACCUGGUAGGGUUCCAGCUUUCUAUCAUUUUCUUCUGA
Messenger RNA from Dibothriocephalus latus, 1002 nucleotides. The record is from the annotation of a GenBank genome assembly. NCBI's taxonomy places the organism in Eukaryota, Metazoa, Platyhelminthes, Cestoda, Diphyllobothriidea, Diphyllobothriidae.